GUGAUGAAAGACGUUUAGUUCGUUUGACUCAGUUGUAGGUUAACAUCCGUUCCGUAAUUUAUUCUCGAAGUGUAUGAAAUAUAAAUUGCAAAGAUGAGUAUUGAUGCAGACGGAAGGAAAUAUACAUCACCAGAUGGCUCAAAAACUUGGGAAUAUUUGGCUAUUUUGACAUGUUCCAUUAUGAGUGGUUGCAUUGGAUUCGUCGUAGGAUGGAAUUCACCAAGUAUUGUAAUAUUAAUGUCUGAAGACUCGCCUAUUCCAGUCACAGCAUCAUCUGUUUCUACAUUGGUGGCAGUUGUGGCUGUUGGACAUAUGUUAGCGCCACCAAUUAAUAUUUUUAUCGUUGAUAAGUUCGGCAGAAAAAAUACUCUGUUGUUUAGUGCUUUACCGCUCUUAGUCAGUUGGAGUUUAAUUACUAUCGCAACGUCUAUUUGGUAUUUAAUACUAUCCGUUUAUACCACGCUAGAAACAGACACAUUGAUUACAUUUCCUAUCCCGAAUGAUACACAAACCAACUAGUAACAUUUUGUUUGUCCAUUUUGAAAUAACAAUCAUAUUCGUUAAUUUGCAAAAGAAACAAAAUUCUGAUUUAUUU
Messenger RNA from Bombus impatiens (common eastern bumble bee), 595 nucleotides. Its product is annotated as facilitated trehalose transporter Tret1-like. The record is from RefSeq and is a predicted model, not a curated record. NCBI's taxonomy places the organism in Eukaryota, Metazoa, Arthropoda, Insecta, Hymenoptera, Apidae. Bases 94 to 519 code for a protein of 141 amino acids. The transcript has 3 exons.